Molecule: messenger RNA, 420 nt
Organism: Cylicostephanus goldi
Lineage: Eukaryota; Metazoa; Nematoda; Chromadorea; Rhabditida; Strongylidae
Source: the annotation of a GenBank genome assembly
AUGAGACGCCCGUCUCCACUGGAUUCAUCGGAGAGGCAUCCGCCACCAUCAGAACCAGAAGAAAAGCUUGGCAACUCCAAACUUUCUUGGGAAAAUGAGGACGAAUGGGAGAAGAAAUUCGUGAGCCACAAAUCAAAGAGUAAGGAACCUGCAGGUCUUUCUGAAGAGUUGCCAGAGAUUGAUAGUGAGGAGAUAGUAUCCGCAAAAGGUCGCUCCCAUAAGGCAGAAGAAGAAUCAGAUAAAGAGAUUUUCGAUCUAGCUCCAGCUGGCCGCAGUAGAGGAAGUUCGAGAGGAGAAUCUGGAGGCCUCGGAUCUGCGGCUAGUGAAUCGUCAAGGUUAGGUGGAGGAGGACUCGGAUCUUCCGGGUUUAAUGGAGGAAGUGGAUCUUCCGGAUUUGGUGGAGGCAGCGGAUCCUCAGGG